AUGGUUCCCUCGGGCUUGACGGAGGCUGCAGCAGGAGGACCCAGGCCCAGGCGCUGCUCCCACGAGGAACAGCAGGGGCAGGACGGAGCCGGAUGGGUGCGCUCGAUAUGCGUGGCGACCUUCGACGUGGGCACCGGGCACACGCUAGAACAGCACAGCUAUUUUAACGGUUUCGCUUUCUUCCUACCCUCUGGGAAGAACAUCCGAACCCACAGGCUAACGUACCUAGAAAAGAGGUUUCUCUUACCUGGAGAUGCUGCACGGCCCGUGACACGCUACGCUACGCUUUGCGCGUGGCAUGUCCGGACCCGUUUCGUGGUGAUUAAGGUGUACCCUCCGGAUAGCCUGGAUGGCGGUGACCGCCAGAGGAUUCGGAUGCUGGCAAUGCCCGACUGCAACACCACGCAGAUAGGGGAUUGCUUCUACUGCUUCAGGACGCGAAAGUCGCACAGGAUGCCCUUGAUGAGCUCCUCGCUGCUGGACCAGACGUUCGAGUACUGCUACGCGUUCUUCAGGCAGGAGCGAAACGAGGUGAUCGGGCCGCUUUACUUUACUCAUGGAUCGGCAGUCCUGGAGGCUGUGUUUUCGUCUUUCGAAGACUGGCCCGCUCCCUGCCCGGGAUCCCUAUGCCCCCUGCCGUUCCUAGGGGAGACCGUCAUGUUCCUGGUCCCCGACAUCGACAUGCCUCCACAGGUGGCCUCCAAGUACAGAUACCACCGCGGGGUUCACCUCUGUGCCUCCUGGUCUAGAGCUCGAGUGGUGAGCUUGACGCGCACCCUCAGCGGCUGCGGCAGCAUCAGCUCCGGUUUCCCGAUUUCGGGCGGCAGUCCGGGCUCUUGCCGCAAGGGCGUUGGGCCGUCACCUUUGGAAGGCCCCGAAGGCAGCGGCGGGGAGCAGGAGAAGGAGCAGGAGGAGGAGGAGCAGCAUCCCGUUAGCAGACAAGGAAGCACCGGAGUUGGCGAAGACUCUGCCGGCGCCGGCGCCCCCGCGGGUGGCGGUUGCGGCGUCGAAGAUCCCCCCCCCAUGUCAGGCGGCGUCCCGCCUCGAAGCGGCGACCCCGCGAGCAUGAACGGCGGUGCGAGCGUUUGUUUGCAGGGCGCGGGAAAGCGACCGUCCGCCGGUGCCGCGCUCGAGGACGACGGCGCCCCCGCCUUCUCCCCCCACCACUGGAAGAAUAACUGCGGAACCCCCACGGGCGAGAGUAAUGGUCAGGAGGAUUGGGGGGCGGUCCAGGCUAGGCGGACGCCGUCGCCGGGGGGGAGCGGGGGCGGGGGGGCGUUUUGGAACGGACCGUGUGGUAGCCCGGAGGGGCUCACGUCUCCCAGUUUCCGGCUUUCGGCGGGGGAGGCGCUCGGGGAAGGGGGCCUGCCGCCGGGAAUGCGGGCGGGGGGGCACGGGAGAUCGUCUUUUGGCGCCGGUUCGAUGGCUUCCGUGAUUUGCGAAAGUCCGUCGGAGAACUGGUUGGCCACACCGCGAAGCGGAAGCACGCCGAUCUUGACUCUGGACGGCAGGGCCGGGUCGAACCUUGCGCAGAGUUGCUACUACGUUGCCGACCAGGAUAGCGAGGAAGACGACGAGGACGAAGACAUGGGCGAGCGCUUCGUGCUAGAGGAGGAAGGCUGGCAGGGAGAGCAGUGGGUGGAGAACGGUGGAGGCGAUCAAAGCGCCGUCGGAGAGGCCGCGGCGGGGCGGGAGGACGCGGGGGAGGGCGGGGGCGACGGGCGGGAUGCCGGAGUGCGAGAAGGGGAGGGUAGCGCCGGCGAAACGAUGCUGGAGAAUGGACAGCAAUCAGAGGUGGCGGCCCCGGUGGGCUUGCCGGUAGCAGGGGACCUGUCAGAUGCCCCGACACACGCAGCAGCUACUGGCGACCAGCCAGAGACGGUCACAGGUGUUGAUGGCAGCGUCAACGUGAGUGGUGGUGCACCCGCAGCGGCAAGUACCGCCGCCGCCGCCGCCGCCGCCGCCGCCGCCGCCGCCGCUGCCGCUGCUAUGCAUGCUGCAACCGCUGCUGCGGCAACCGCCGCCGCCGCUGCCGCCGCCGCCACUCAUGCCGCCGUGAGACAGGCUCGCCUGACCGACCAACCUGCUGCUGCUGCUGCUGCUGCUGCUGCUGCUGCUCCGUCUCGAGCAUCUUCCGCCUCAGCAUCAGCAGCUCCGCUUACGACGAAACCCGGUGCCUCUUCCUCCAGGGGUCGCGCCACGAGCCUAUCACCACCGCGAUCCGCUGGUCCCCACAGCCUCGCGGCCGUGAAGUCGAGCAAGACACCGGACCCCAGGUCCGCGGGCGCCUGGUCCGCCCUCCGCGCCUGGGCGGACACCGCGCCGGAAGACCCGUGGGACGUCCUGGCACCGCUAGAGCUGCCCGCGGCGCUCGCGAGGAGGGAGUCGACGACGGCGGCGGCUGCGGCCGUCGCGGAGUCGAUCCGUCGUGAAGGUAGAGGCGGCGGCGGUACCGGCCAGGAGACUUUGUUGACGUUGCCCGGUAAGGUUAAAGCGGAGGGCGGCGGCGCGGAAGCGAAGGCGCUCUCGAGGUCAGUGCCGGCGGCGGCACCGGCACCGGCACCGGCACCGGCACCGGCACCGGGGCUGCGGACAACCACGGGCGACGAGGCCAGUAGCCGGGAGGACUCUGCUGGUUCUGGUUCUGAUUCGGCGCCGAAGAGAGGGGCGGGCAUCGUUGCUGCCGGAAAUGGGAAUGGUGCCGUGGGCACGGCCAAACCCAGGGAGGUGUCAAAUGGAGGGCGCGUCUUGCCGGGUGCGGACCCGCAGCGUUCGAAACACGUUGCUGCUGCUGCCGCUGCUUCUAGUGGUGCCAGCCGCAAAGACCUGCGGGCAGGAGCGCCAAGGGGAGCACCAAGCUCGGGAGGUGCCGUUGCCGCGCCGCCGGGGGAAACGAGGCCCGUAGCGUCCGAAGGGGGGCGGGGCUCGGCUGCCGGAGAGGAGGAAGGCGGAGGAGUUUUGUCGCUGCUAACGACGGCAACCGCUGGGGUUUCCGCGGUGGGAGGUGUUCCCGGGGCUUUCAUCACGGCGGAGGCGGAAGCCGUGGCGGUUACGGGUAAUACGCGUGACGGCGGUGCCCGCGUCCAGGGCAAGAGAGACGAUACGGGUGUGGGUGCCGUUGAGGGUAAGGAUAAAAAGGGCGAGGGCGACGACCCCGGUAGGCAGCUCGCUAGGAGGGGGUCUUCCAGCAGCUUGGUGUUCGGGAGAGAGGGACGCGCGUCGACGUUCCACAGGUCCGGAAGCCCGGAUAGCAGGAACGUCCAGAUUCACCGCACCGCCAGCAACUUGCGAGGAGGCCGGUCACCCUUCGCCGAGAUGCUCCUGGCGGACGAAGCCCGCUUUAGAGCCAAGCAGGGCCUCUUCCAGAGCAUCGGGCUGUACAGCAUCUUCGGCAAGAAGCUCGUCGAGCAUCUGUGGCUCUUGUGGGAGCUGGUGCUCACGGGGGGACCGACGCUCGUGCUGGGGUCUAGCGUGGGGGCGUCGUCAGCGGCGAUUCUUGGGAUGGUGAGCCUCGCGUCCCCGGUGUACUACGGAGGGGACUUCCGGCCGCACUUCACUACCUUCGACCCGGACUACCGUGAGAUCGUCGCCGCCCACGAUAAAGUCAGCAAGCAGCAGAUGUGGGGGUCCUCAGUUCUAGGAGUACCUGCGGCAGGGUCUGCGGCGGGCGCCGGGGGCGGGUUUCCUAGCCUCCUGCUCGGUGUUAUUAAUCCGAUCUUCCUCAGGACCUUGUCAAGGUGGCCGAACGCGAUCGUGCUGCCAGGAGCGCCUGGCAGAAGCCCCACCGCCGGGAAGGCUGGCUUCCAUAAGCUCCAGAAGAACCUCUCAGAGGAAGAAGCUCCUUGCGGCAGCCCCAAAAACCGUAACUGCCCGACGCCAGCAAAGGAGGGGCUGGCGCCCCCGCGUCCCGCCCCCGUCCGCGUGCAGGUCGUGCGCGCGGGGGCAAGCCUUGACCAGGUGGUCGGGCAAGACGACAGGCCUAACGAGCCCAUCAUCGUGGCAAGGCAGCAGCCGGUUAUGGUCCCCGACGUUGCGGUAUUGUCCCGCCUCGUGGACCCGAGCAGCCCCUACAACCCGGCAACGGUAGCGGCAGCAGCAGCAGCCGCGGCCUCCAGCUCCGCCCAGGGCGGGCAGCCACCAACGCCCAUCGCCGGCGUCGUUGCGGCGGCGGCGGAGGCGGCCAACGCCAAGGGCGGGCCGGAGACUAGAGGCCAGUGGAAGGACAGCCUCCGAGCCAUCAACGACAUCAUUCUGAGGAGACAUUUUGCGGACCUGACGAGAUCGUUUCUGGCACCGUACGACCAGUACUUUCGGAGAGCUAGACCACCACAGGCUCUGUCGGCAUGGCAGGCUUUGGCUUUGAGAAGGUUGUCCGUGUACACCGAGGCGGAGUUGCUGCUACCUCGCUUCGACCAAGAAGAGUUCCUCACCGAAAUGUUCGUGGCGGGACCCCCUAAGGCGUUCGUGCACGUACAGUGGGAAACCCUGUACCGCCGCUUUAUGGACAGCCCAAACUUCCAACCAUGGUUCACCACGCAGAGGAUGGAGGGCGUCGAUCGAAUACGGCGAGGAGAUGAGCCGUGCGAUGUGCCUGCGGACGACGCCGCAAGGUAUCGUGGAGGCGUGUGCUCCGGCUCGACUACCGCAGCUGCUGGCGAAGAUCAAGGCGGCGAUAGCUCGACAGUGGCAGAGGAAUAACCAGAGCGUCGACUGGGACCUGUUGGAGAGAAUGGAGCAGCACCAGAAGGCUGUCGCUUCCGCGAUCGUGGCACAGUCCGCUCGUGGAAACGGCACCGUCGCCUCUGCAACCGGAUCGAUGCAGCCGUGAACGGUGAACUUAUCACAUGCGCAUCAGUUUCUCAAGGUGCCGUCGGCAAGCGUCGACAAUGGGCGGUUUCGGCGGGAUUGAAGAUGGCUAUGGAAGCGAUCAUGGAUACGAUUCGAUGUUGCAGCAACAUUCGUUGGUGUCGCUGGGGACCCCAGUCAUCAGCAGGUGUUGGUCGCCAGAGGCUUGCGCUCUUUGCACCGCCUGCUCUCGUCACCUCGCUGAAUGAAGCGGCUCGUCAUGGAGACAAGCCGUUCGAUCGAGUGGUGUAACUGACGGUGGCCUUCAAGCAGACGCAGCUUUACUACUUGGAAAUAGUGCUGAAGGGCUGCGGCUCUUCUCGGUGGGGGCGCGUGCCGCGUUUUGGCCACAAGACUUUCACGCGCGGUUUGGCGGCAACCCUUUCGUACGCGUUUUGGCUGCAAGCCUUUCUCCUAGCGGGAGAGUACGAUAUUCAAGCGCGCGCCACGGAGUAUCUCGAAUUGAAAAAACAAUCGGGAAAAGCCAAUUGGUUUUCUUCUCGCGCGCUCUCGGCUUGGGCUACUGCGAGAUACAGGCGAAGAUACAUGGCGAUAGUGAUGAUGGGCCGUCAGGUCAGAUCCUGGAGUAGCCGCCACGAAGCGAGCAUCCGCGAACCCGGAACAGCUCUUCGUGAUAUACACGGGGAACGUGCGACGUCGCUGAUUUUGCAUCGGAGAGGCAAUGCUUUGACACAAUGAUCUUCGUGCGGACUUCAGGCGAUGUAAAUCGGCGAUAGCGCAAGACAUUUGGUCCCUACGAGGGCGAUAGAGUCGUUCGUACAUGAGUUCAACCCGUGCGGAUGGGAGCUCGUGAUGCGGUGUCGUUUCGAACUCAAGUAGACCUUUCCUUUUAUGAAGGGCUAGUUUUUCUUGGAGUGAUGCUUCAGUGCGGUCAUUCGCAACCGGUCUCACCAGUAAUUUAAUAGAUUGGGCAAAGACACGUCGGUCUUACACUCCCGCUUUUGAUUGCCGAGCCCUCUUGAUGAGAACUGAGAAUUGGAGCGCCUUUGCCUGUCUGGCAAAGGUAGUGUGUACCAUAUGGGUAUGCAUAGCAGCGAUGGUGGAUAUUGUGUACGUUCAGCCCCCUGGUAUCGUUGUGUCACUGCUUGUUGCGGCCGAAUAGAAUGCUGCUGCGGUGUUGGUGUUGAUGUGUGAGUGUUUGGGCGACCCUUGUCGAGUUUUUUACUUCUUUUGGUUCCAAAACAACUGCGAUGGUUGUCUGCGGGAACAUUUUUUUUUGUUUUUUUUUAUGCUGUCGUCGAAGACUAAGUAUACACUCAAAACUUGUCUGCCGUUUGGUAGUCUUGACAAUAUCGCCCGUGGGAGCCUACCGCGAAACCAGAAUGGGAUGCAUUGCCGCGAAUCACAGGUCGGUGGGUGAGCUUUCGCGGCUGCACGUUGCACACCUGGGCUGGGGGGUUGCACAGAUUGUGCUACUGUGAACCGGGGCGUUGGCGUUGAGGAUUUCGUAGGAAAUGGACUGGCCGUGCGUAUGUCGCCAUUUUCCUGCCACAUUCGUGCUGUGAAAAAUUGUCAUACCCUUGGGUGUCUAGAGAUUUGUGUUGCUGUUUUUCGAAUGUGCGAGUUGAUUCUUUGGUGAUUGUUGUCGAAGGAGGGAACGUGUUCUUCGUAAGUUAUUGGAGUACGUGGACCAGCGUCGACUGGGCUUGCCAAUAUACAUCUCCGCGGCGCUUGCCAGCAACCCCUCCCUCACGCGCUGUACUGAAAGUGUUUUUCAGCGUAUCUGUGAUAUUC
This is a messenger RNA of Ectocarpus sp. CCAP 1310/34, 6600 nucleotides long. NCBI's taxonomy places the organism in Eukaryota, Phaeophyceae, Ectocarpales, Ectocarpaceae. The record is from the annotation of a GenBank genome assembly.